CUCUUACUGAACCAGUUUCGCAAAGUCAGAGAAGCAACGCAAGCAAGAAGAAUAAAGAGAAGAACUUCGCCGUCGACGUCUCCGUCAUGGAGUUCGGAACUGCCGCCGCGACUCUCACGAAGAAGCUCUCUAACGGCUACGGCGUCUCCGGAAGAUCGGCGUACGACGGCGUUUUCGCCGCUCCAAUCAAGCUCCGAGCUCCGACUUUCUCCUCUCAAUUCGAGGAUUACCGCGAGAUUUUCGGCGCCGCCGGAGCUUCGCUCGGUUCCUCUAUUCCGAUUCUGGAACUUCCGGAACUCAACGAGAGCAAGAAAAAGAUCGACGACGUUGGGCGCUCGAGGGUCGAUUACUCGACGGUCUUCGGUGGGUUUGGGAGUCUAGACGCUGCCGUUCCUUUCGAGGAGAUAGUGGCUGAGCCUGUGGAGAAAGAUAGCUUCGCUAUACGGAGUAAGAUCAAAGGAGAAAACCAAUCUUUCCAGCAAGAGCUUAAUACAUGUUCGAAGGAAAUUCCAGUGAAAUCGUGGUCAUCCCAUGAUGCCAAAAAGGUCAAUAUGUCUUAUCAUAAAGUUAACCAAGGAAGUGAAAAUGGAACAGGUGGGACAACACAUAUAGCUCAACUCCAGGCUGUCCCUGCUUACACUCGAUUAAUCGAAGAAGUCAAGCCAAUGAAGAUAAACAGAGCUAAUAAGUCUAUACCAGUAGCACAAGAUACUUAUUCUGGUAGCCAUGUCGAGGAGGGAAUAAAAGAAGCUGCACAUUCUACCAAUUCGUAUACUAGUGCUUCACCUGAUAAUUCUAAGCAACAGUCUUCCACCAACAAUGGCGUAAAAGUUAAAAAUAGAUCUGGUUCUAUUGAUCUGUUUUUUGAUGCAUGUGAGAUCAGUAAUGGAAAUAAUGGAACAAAUAAUGUCAAAGUUCCUCGAUCAGAGACUACUGAAUCUAACUUAAAUAAACAAAAAGGUGAUGCUCUGAAAUCAACGCCAAUCAAAUUCCAGGCAUCUAAGAGUAGCUCAUCCGAAGGUGUAGCUGGUGCUGAUUCGCCACCAUACUCAGAUGAGGUAGCUGCUUCUGUAGCUGCUUUAAGAAAGGCAAUGGAAGAGGCUCAAGCAAGAAUGAAGGUUGCAAAAGAAUUGAUGAGAAGAAAGAAAGAAGGUUUUCCUGAUCGUGUGAAACGUAAGUCUAACAUUGAAGUGAAAGCUGAUGGAAAAAGAGACGCUAAAGUCACUCUUAGAACAACGAAACUUGAUGCAAAGCUAACAUUAAGAGAAAAGGAUACUUCUCUAAAUUCUUCUUCUGAGGUAGGGAGGUCAACUAUGAGAAUAGAGAAAGCGAGGCCAGAUCUGGGGACAAAAGAAACCUCUGAAAUGGUUAGGGAACUAUUGGGGCUGGAAGAAAAUAUGAAGAGAAGGUUCAUGCAGACCAUGAAGCGAAGUGCAUAUGUAGAACUUGUCCGGGAAACUAACAUAGGAGUCAAAACGGAACCGCGAGAGGCUGAGAAGAAUAUUACUGAAGAGCUAAAAGGAAGUGAGAAUAAAGUUGAUUUGUUCAGUGAGCUGGAAGAAUGUGAACUAGCAGAAAUUCUGGAGCCACUUGACAAUGAGAUUCAAGACACUGAACAUUCCUGUCAGAGAGAAGCCAGAGAAGCCACUGGUAAUACCUUUGGCAGUAUCUAUGUGCAGGAGGAAAUCGUGGACCAUAUUCAUAGUAAGAAUAAGAAAAGUAAAUUGGAUGGAAAUGACAUGGUUCUUGAUGCCCAAGCAAGUGAGAAUGGAUUUCAAGAAGCCACUCAACUGAUGGAUGGAAAUACGAGGGAAAGGAUAGACAACAAGGAGCCAGUUGAAGUUAUUAGAGUAACUCUAUCUGAUCCUUGUUGCGAGGAGGUAAAAGCAGAGAAAGCUGGCAAUACCACAGAAACCAGUUCAAGCUAUGAGCCAGAUGAAACUGAGAAGUUGAACAAAACUCAGGGAGCUGAUAUAAUCACUGAAAAUGAGGAAACUUUGGAAGUAAAUCUAAAGGUUCAUUCAUAUGAUGAGGUAGAUGGUGUAUCGGAAGCAAGUAGUGCUUCAUUUCAACAAGAGAGAUAUGAAGAAACAGACCCCGUUCAGGAGACAAGUGAUUUCCGUGAUAAACAUACAGAUGAGACUCAUUCCUUCACUCAAGUUGCCGUUGAACUAAACGAAGCAGACAAUCAAAUACAAAAUAUAUUUGAAAGAGAGACUUCCGAAGGUGCUGCUACAAAUAGUGGUGACACCGACAUAAAGGCUAGGCAAAACAUAGAUCAGUGCUGGGAAAAAAAGGAUGCAAAGGAGACUAGAGAUGCAUUAAAGGAAGAUUUGGAUGAGAAUAGGUCUAAUUCCUCUAAUGGGGAAAUUUUGUAUGACAAUGAAGACAUUAUAGAUGAAUCACAGAUACCUAGUACAUCUGAUUGGAAAUCGAGUCCCUUCAAAGAAGUAGAGAAGGUUGAUUCAAGUCACAUCAAUAUAAGGGAGAGUAAUCAAGUAUCCGCAAUGGAAGAGAAGGGAGCAAAUGACAACUUGCAUAAGGAAGAGCAGGAAAAGGAACACCUCAAAAAACUCGAUGCAGCAAAAGAGAGGGAAAGAGAAAGAGAAAAGGAGAAAUUAGCUGUAGAAAGAGCAAUUCGUGAAGCACGUGAAAGGGCUUUUGCUGAUGCCAGAGAAAGGGCGGCAGUAGAGAGAGCUGCUGCAGAAGCACGUCAGAAAAACAUUUCUGAUGGACGAGAAAGGCUAGGAAAAACCAAUAGUCAGGCAAAUGAGAAGACCCCAGCUGAGAAGGCUGCUUUGGAGGCAAAACUUAAAACUGAGCGUGCUGCUGUGGAGAGAGCAACUGCAGAGGCACGGGCACGGGCCCUAGAAAGGGCACUUUCUGAGAGAGCUGCUUCUGAUGCAAGAAAUAAGUCUGAUAAACCUGUUGCAGGCUUUGUGGCUUCCCGUGAUAAUGCAAUGAAGCAAAACUUCCAAUCAAAAUCUUUCAGCCAUGGUGUUCGUGAUUCUACUGAUGUAUUUGAUGGAGCUAAUGGCGAUUCUGCUCAGAGAUGUAAGGCAAGGUUUGAGAGGCAUCAGAGAAUAGGGGAACGCGUGGCACAUGCUCUUGCAGAAAAGAAUAUGCGUGACAGGCUUGUGCAGAAGGAGCAAGAGGAGAGAAAUAGGGUAGCAGAAAUUCUUGAUGCAGAUGUUAAAAGAUGGUCAAGUGGAAAAACAGGAAACUUGAGGGCAUUGCUUUCUACAUUACAAUAUAUUCUUGGCCCCGACAGUGGUUGGCAACCGAUUCCUCUGACAGAUGUAGUAACCACCCCUGCAGUAAAGAAAGCUUAUCGUAAAGCUACACUUUUUGUGCAUCCUGACAAGCUGCAGCAGCGGGGAGCAAGCAUUCAACAAAAGUACAUCUGCGAGAAGGUUUUUGAUCUUCUAAAGGAAGCUUGGAACAGAUUUAACAUGGAAGAACGAUAAACAGUGCUUAGUGCUGGGUUGUCUGAUGAUUGAAGUGCAUUAUUACUAUAUGUAUGAAAAGUAGUCUCAGAAAUCAGCAAAUAUGCAUGGUCUGCAAGUGGAACUUUAUUGUAUAGCUCAACAUCUAUUGUACUACAUUUUUAUUUUUUAGUUCCACCAAUUCCAGGCCUUUAAUUAAUUAUAGAAUAAUUUAUCCA
Vigna umbellata (rice bean) is the source of this 3664-nucleotide messenger RNA. The record is from RefSeq and is a predicted model, not a curated record. Lineage: Eukaryota; Viridiplantae; Streptophyta; Magnoliopsida; Fabales; Fabaceae.